AUGCUGCUGGCUCACUAUGCGACCUUACUGUCAAGAUUUACGAAAUCCGACUUACUGUUAACUUCUCUAGCACUGGCUGCGUUUGCAGUUGCGCAAAGCAGUAACGACUUGGAUUGGGUUCCCUUUGACCGCGAACAGUUCAACGGGAAUGUUGCUCUCGAUGCAGAGGGAAAUGUUCAACUAUUCUGGAAAACUGCGAAUCAGUCCUCGACGUUUGGAGUUGCCUCACGAUCCAGCGGCUAUCUCGCACUAGGUUUCAGCGAGACCGGCGCGAUGACUGGAGCCGAUAUGGCCGUGGGGUAUAGAGACCAAGAUGACAACUUUGUAUUUGAGAAUCGCCAUGCGAUGGGUUUCGUUACUCCUCAAGUCUCCCAGGACCAAGAGAACAACAUGCGGCUCCAAGAGAGCCACCAGGCAGAUGGAGUUACUGCAUUCGUUUUCGAGAAACAAAACAAAGCCGGCUGUCUUCAAACCCAAGCUGACGUUGCUAAAGAUGCGUGGCAAUGGUUCAUCUAUGCGUUUUCUGAUGAAAACACCUUUGCCAUGCACGCGCCCGGCAACAUGGGCAAGGAAUACGUCAAACUAGGCACAGGCAAAAGCGUCUCUUUGAAUGAAAUUCGGGACAUUGACGGCACCCAGAACUUCACUAUUAUGCAGCCUGAACUAACUAUCCCUACUGCGGAGACUACUUACUGCUAUACUCUCCACAAGAUGCCGGCGGGGGACAAGAAUUAUUUGCUCGGUGAACGACCAACCGCGUCAAGUCAGCUGCUCCACCACUUAGUUAUUUAUGCAUGCUAUGGCCUCCCCGAUGAGUACAUGGACAUGCUUGGUAAAGAGCCCAACUGCGAUUAUGAAGAAUUCUCCAACCCCUGUAAUGGUUUUGUCACAGAAUGGGCUCCCGGCAUGUCUGGUCGCACAUUCGAGCCUGGGUAUGGCAAGCCAUUUGGCACCGAAUACUACGAAUAUGUGAUGUUGGAGACACACUAUAAUAACCCUGAGGGGCUCGAGGGCGAAAAGGACACUGCAAGCUACACGUUUCUCUACACCGAUCAGCCGGUGGACACUGAAAUCGGGACCUUGACCCUGGGCGACCUCCAAGUGGAGGGCUGGUUCCUCGACCCUGGCCAGCCGCUGGUGGCACAUUCAACAGUCUGCACGCCUGAAUGUACAGAGCGUUGGCCCUCUGACGGUAUAACAGCGGUCUCGGUCUUUCAUCACAUGCAUUACCGGGGUCGCCAUGCGCGCGUUCAGAUAAUUCGAGACGGCAAAGAGAUCACCCCUCUGUCGUCCCUUCGCAACUUCGAAUAUGACUUCCAGUUUUCCAAAAGCUUGAACUCAGUAGAAUUGCUGCCUGGCGACAAGCUUAUUACCACUUGCGAGUACGAUACCUCGAACGACACCGAGCCGGUUCCCGGUGGUCUGCCAAGCAAGCACGAAAUGUGUUUUGCCUGGGUUGACUACUACCCAGCCAACGGCGUCCUUGCCUGCACGCAAACCAGUCGGGGUGAAACAGCGGCGAUUUGUCUUGAAUCCUCCGCAGAUGGUUUGGAUGUUUACGAAUCCCCUUUCCUCACAUCCUCGUUCCAGAAUCUUCCAGUUUCUGGCAAUACCUGCCCAGCUGAAGAUUCCGGGUCUGGCGCCUCAAAUCAAGCUGCCGUCUUGAACACUUGUCCAGAGACCGAUGUAUGUUUCUCACUCAAUGUGCCCGAGCAAUCCGCGAGCUCGGGGACCGGCGACAUCUACUUUCAAUUGUCGGCACCAGUGACCUAUUCCUGGGUAGCCCUCGCGCAAGGCACGAUGAUGAGCAACGCCAACAUGUUUGUCAUGUACAGUUCAGCUGAUGGCACUAAUGUGACACUCUCGCCAAGAACUGCACCAGGCCACACGAUGCCAACACAUAACGAAGCUGCCGACGUUUCUCUACUCGACGGGUCCGGAAUAUCCAACGGCAGGAUGACGGCCAACGUCCGGUGCGGCAAUUGCGACAGCUGGGAUACAGGGACCAUGAGUCUGCAAGGCAGCAACAGUGACUGGCUGUAUGCAUAUUCCCAAGGAUCACCGAUCAACUCCGAUGAUACGAAUGUUCCUAUCUUGCAGCAUGACAGGCAGGGUGGAUUUCAAUGGGACCUGUCGCGGGCUACUGGAGGCUCCGAUACGAAUCCAUUCACCGACGCAGCAACGACCACGACCACGACCUCGGUUGGGGGACAAAAUUCAUGGCAGAGAUUAUCCACACAGACACAGAGGCGUUUCGUACAAGUUCACGGUGCUCUAGCUUCCCUCGCUUUUGUCGCCAUCCUCCCUAUUGGUGCUAUCCUUGUUCGCUUAACCAGCUUCCGCGGACUAGUCUGGACUCAUGGCGGCGUACAAGUCUUUGGCUACGUUGUCUUUGUUGUUGCAGCAGGCCUCGGAAUAUUUAUUGCGCGUGGAGUUACUUACCUCCAAGAGCCUCAUGCAAUCAUCGGCCUAAUCCUUCUCGGCAUUUUCUUCUUCAUGCCAUUUAUCGGCAUAAUCCAUCAUAGAAUAUACAAAAAGGUCCAGGAACGGACAGUGUGGUCUUAUGGCCACAUCUUCACUGGGCGGGUCGGAGUCAUCCUCGGCAUGAUCAAUGGUGGCCUAGGUCUUCAGCUGGCCGAUGCCCGCAGAUCUCACGCCAUCGUAUACGGCGUUUUCGCAGGCUUGAUCGGCGCUGUCUAUAUAGGCGCGAUCGUCAUUGGCGAACACAAGCGUGCUAAGAGGUCUUCACAAAACGGUAUGGCUUCCUCAUCGGUCUACCCCAAGUCGAAGCCGCUCGAUCAGGACGACAGUGACAGUGGCAAUGGUGCAUCUCACGAGGCUGCCAACUAG
Molecule: messenger RNA, 2850 nt
Organism: Exophiala aquamarina CBS 119918
Lineage: Eukaryota; Fungi; Ascomycota; Eurotiomycetes; Chaetothyriales; Herpotrichiellaceae
Exons: 1
Coding region: 1-2850 (949 amino acids)
Molecular function (GO): copper ion binding; oxidoreductase activity, acting on paired donors, with incorporation or reduction of molecular oxygen, reduced ascorbate as one donor, and incorporation of one atom of oxygen
Source: RefSeq, a predicted model, not a curated record